ACACACACUUACUACUAUUACAACAAGAGUUGUUACUUAUGCAUGUGAACCGUAGUUGCACAGAAAUUGUGGAAGCAUCAAGAGAGAGAAUAUAUACAUAUAUAUUAACCAAUCAUGCAUCCAUGUGAUGCAAAAUUAUAAUAAUACCAAGGGUUUUUAGAAUAGCAGAAGAACAAAUGUACCCAGUAUAAUCACAACUACAUAUUAUUAUUAUUAUUGUUGUUAUGGGUAGAGAUCAUCGGAGGAAGCGGAGCAGAGAGGUGGACGAUGGCGGAGGAGAGCGGAAGAAGGAGAGAGAAACAAAGGGAAAGGAGGUUGAGAUCGAACCGGUGGUUGUCGCUCCGCCGACGGAGGAUGAGGUGGAUGAGUUCUUUGCUAUUUUGCGACGGAUGCGAGAGGCGGUGAAGUAUUUUGAGAAAGGUAGAGGUGGAGGGAGGGUGUUGGAUCCGUCGGGGAAAGUUGUUGAGGGUGAAGUUUGUGUGAAGAAGAGGAAGGAGGUGGUUGUUUUGGAUCUGAAUACGGUUCCCGAUGAGGGGGAGUAGGUGGUGAUACGGUGGCGCGUGGUGUUUGUGUUUGUGAAGUGCAUCUAGCGCGUGAGGUUAUUGUUCGGCUGUUGGUGUCUAAUCUAUCUAACUAUGUUUUGUUCAAAGUGUUUGUUUGUGAAUGGAAGAUGUAUUUAGAAUAUCAUAAUCAUAUUUACAAUAUGAAUAUCAUUUCUAAUAAUUAUAUUUGUUAGUUUAGGUUUGCAAAUCAUUAAAAUGUUUUAACUUAUUUUGGUGAUUUAACUUUGUUGUAAUUAUGAUCGUGCUCGCUUUUUAUGUUUUGUACAUGAAUCUUGUGUA
Helianthus annuus (common sunflower) is the source of this 842-nucleotide messenger RNA. RefSeq names its product protein NIM1-INTERACTING 2. NCBI's taxonomy places the organism in Eukaryota, Viridiplantae, Streptophyta, Magnoliopsida, Asterales, Asteraceae. The transcript has a single exon. The record is from RefSeq and is a predicted model, not a curated record. Gene Ontology annotation, biological process: regulation of systemic acquired resistance. The coding region runs from base 225 to 542 and encodes 105 amino acids.